Molecule: messenger RNA, 793 nt
Organism: Lampris incognitus (smalleye Pacific opah)
Lineage: Eukaryota; Metazoa; Chordata; Actinopteri; Lampriformes; Lampridae
Product: ATP synthase subunit O, mitochondrial-like
Exons: 7
Coding region: 40-669 (209 amino acids)
Biological process (GO): proton motive force-driven mitochondrial ATP synthesis
Molecular function (GO): proton-transporting ATP synthase activity, rotational mechanism
Source: RefSeq, a predicted model, not a curated record
CGGCGUUUGACCUACACGGUCGCACUCCCGCAGGAGAAAAUGGCGUCGCGGUGUCUGGGGCUACAAGUGCGGCGGUUCAGCACAUCGGUCAUCAGGCCAGCAGCUAGACUUGUCAAGCCGCCCAUCCAGGUCUAUGGCGUGGAAGGCCGCUAUGCCACUGCCCUGUUCUCUGCUGCCAGCAAACAGAAUAAGUUGGAUCAAGUAGAAAAGGAGCUGACACGAGUUUCAGCUCUGAUUAAAGACCCAAAGCUGUCCGGCAUUGUGAUGAACCCUCAUGUCAAGCGCAGCCUCAAACAGAAGACGUUCACCGACACUCUGAGGAAAGAGAAGCUCUCGCCCAUCACCAUCAACCUCAUCAAUGUACUGUCAGAGAAUGGCCGCCUGACACUGACCCCUGAUGUCAUCAGUGCAUUUGGGAAAAUGAUGAGCGCACACCGCGGUGAGGUCAUCUGCUCCGUCACUACUGCACAGCCCCUAGAUGAGGCCAACCUGGCAGAUCUUAAAGGUGCUUUGAAUGGUUUCCUGGCAAAGGGAGAGACACUCAAAUUGGAGACCAAGUCGGACCCUUCCAUCCUGGGCGGGAUGAUCAUUAGCAUCGGCGAUAAGUAUGUUGACAUGUCCACCAAGACCAAGAUCCAGAAACUGACCAAGAUUAUUAGAGACAGUUAGUCAAAACAACCACCCCAGCCUGACACUGUGUUGGAUGUUCCUCUGUUGUGGAUGGUACGGUACAGUCAUGGCUGCUUAACUCCCGUGUUGCUCUGUUCAUAGUAAAAGUAUUCUGUGACAUUCA